AAUGCAUCCAUUCAUAUAAUGUUAACCAGUUACAUUGGCUUCCUAAGUCCUUUAGGCACUCCAUCCAUACGGUGUAACGGGAAAUACCGUUUGCCGGUUUGACUGAUCGGGGAUACGGUUCCUGAAGCACAAGCGCUUCGAUUUUGGAAGGUAUUGUAUAUCCAGAGGCAGGUAAAUAGCAGGUGCAGCUGCAGGACUUUAAAGGAGCACUGUGCGCAGUCCUUGCCGCAAUGGCAGCAUCUCCCCAGUAGGGGCGCUGGUACAGACACCGAGCUUCGCAUAGUGGCAGCAGGAAGUGUUGCCUUUGGCUGCAGCUCGGUCCCUCCCCUGCUUGUUCCUGUGGUCAGUUUUCGAAAGGUCUCUACGUAGAAAUACUUGGGAAGUGGACAGACUUACGAAAGACGUUGGCUUUUCGUUCUAGAGGCCUUUAUUUGCUCCGUUAUCUUCUUAUCUGCCGCAUUAGUCACACGGAUUUACUUAUUCGGAGGCGGGUGACAUGGACGUGGGCCCCGCUGACGGGGCGGCGGAGGUCAGCGGUGGUGGCUCCGGGGCUACCACCACCAGUUCCGUCCCGACCCUCCUUCAUGGCUCCGGCUUGGUUGAGUACCCGUCCGGGCUUUUUGCUGUGCCCGCUGUAGGGGAGACACUUCCGCCCGGUAACGCCACGGUUCCUAAUAUCGGCACCGAAAUCCCGGGGGCCGCCCUGUUGACGCAUUCUUCCCUCUGGGACCCAGCAGCCAGUACCGACUGGGACCAGGAAAGGGCUUCUCAGCAGUGCAUCUUGAGGAUCAAGAGGGAUAUCAUGUCUAUUUAUAAAGAGCCACCACCGGGCAUGUUUGUUGUUCCUGACGCUCAGGACAUGACAAAGAUACAUGCUUUAAUUAUUGGACCCUUUGAUACACCUUAUGAAGGGGGCUUCUUUCUGUUCCUGUUCCGUUGCCCACCUGAUUAUCCUAUCCAUCCACCAAGAGUCAAGUUGAUGACAACUGGGAAUAACACUGUGAGGUUUAACCCAAACUUCUACCGCAGUGGGAAGGUCUGUCUUAGUAUUUUGGGCACAUGGACAGGUCCAGCAUGGAGUCCAGCACAAAGUAUCUCCUCGGUCCUUAUCUCAAUCCAGUCGUUGAUGACCGAGAACCCAUACCACAAUGAACCAGGAUUCGAACAGGAAAGACAUCCUGGAGAUAGCAAAAAUUACAAUGAAUGUAUCCGACAUGAAACUAUUAGAGUGGCGGUGUGCGACAUGCUAGAGGGGAAGUAUCCAUGUCCAGAUGCUCUGCGAAAAGUGAUGGAAAAAUCAUUUCUUGACUACUAUGACUUCUAUGAGGUGGCUUGCAAGGAUAGAAUUCAUCUUCAGGGUCAGACAAUGCAGGAUCCCUUUGGAGAAAAGCGAGGUCAUUUUGACUAUCAGAGUCUACUAACACGCCUACAAGCCGUCCGGCAACGCAUCAAGGAGACAAUUGAUGAAGAAGAUCCAGACACAGAGUCUGACAGUAGUUCAUCAGGGACAGAACCAGACAGCCAGGGCAGUAACAAACUCUAGAAAGCAGGUUUCAAGCACUCAGAAACAAAGAAGGGAAUAUCAGAGCUGCAAACCCCAGGACCGUAAUACAUGGGUGCAGGAGCUCUGCAGAGCCAGGCAGCAUUAGAACAAAAAAACUGACACUGCUGUUCUAGAAGACACUGAAGCCACCAGUCUAGAAUGUCAGGUGAUCUAGGCCAUCUGGUUCUAUAAUUUCAGCAGAUAGAGAAAAAGAGAAGUUGAUUUCAUUGCCCGUGUUGCUGUCACCAAUGUUACCACAGCCUGAAGGUUAUUAAAAUUGUCUGCAUUAUCCUGAGUGCAGUAGCCAUGUAGGAUGCGCUUGUUACACUCUUAAGCAGUGUGCUGGAAAUAUGUGGAAGCAGAUGUAACCAGGGGUACACCAAGCAGAGUUGCAAUAGUCUUCAUUUGUGUGUAAAUGAUUGCACCUAUGAUAUGUUCUUAACUAUGUAUGUAUUUGUGCACGUGUGCACAUGCACAAACAGAGGGCACUUAAUUGCUACUCAGUCAGUUGCUUUUUUGAAUAUUUAUGAGUGAACUGCAGGCCAGGGACCCAAGAGCGGUCAGUCUGACCUGGUUUUCUCAGGUAUGUAAACUGACACAGCUCUAUAUUGGGAGGGUAGUUCCUCUCAAACAGAAUUUGUAUAAAAGAAUGCACUUAACCCCAGUAUAUAAUAGUUGGUUUACUUACCAAAUUGCAGACUGUAGUUUAUGCAGACAGCCUUUAUUAAAGUAGAAUUUAUUUUCCUUAGUCUUUCUGUAUUGGGUAUUUUAAAUUGAGCAUUAUCUAAGUUUAAUAUAAUAAACUGAAUGUACAUAUAUAUUUUUGGCAAAGCUGGAAAAAUAAAUAUUGCCCUUCACAUGUUA
Messenger RNA from Protopterus annectens (West African lungfish), 2407 nucleotides. RefSeq names its product ubiquitin conjugating enzyme E2 Z (gene UBE2Z). Gene Ontology annotation, molecular function: cysteine-type endopeptidase inhibitor activity; ubiquitin conjugating enzyme activity. Gene Ontology annotation, cellular component: nucleus. Gene Ontology annotation, biological process: negative regulation of apoptotic process. The record is from RefSeq and is a predicted model, not a curated record. The coding region runs from base 497 to 1543 and encodes 348 amino acids. Lineage: Eukaryota; Metazoa; Chordata; Ceratodontiformes; Protopteridae. The transcript has 7 exons.